GUGAUAAGGUGAGAAUAUGGCCAAUAAAAUGGUUCUGCUGUCUUUGUCCUCGCACAAUAUAAUUACUAGCCCAACAGGAAAGGUUCCAAUAGUGUUUUGUCCAAGAGUUACUGAUUUGCUACCUGUGGAACUUGUUAACAUCUUAUAACAUAACACGGGGACCAUGGCUCGUAAGGUAGCGUGCUGCGGCCUCAGCACCCUGGAGAUCCUCCUCAUCGUGCUCUUUGUGCUAAUGACCGGCGUGACCGUGGGCCUCAUCUCUGUGAUGGCCACCACAUGGAACACAGACCCGCCGCCAGAGGAGCCUGUCCCCACGUGGAAGCCAUCGGAGAAUCCCUACCUGGUGGGGGUGGGCAGGGCAGACGUCACGGGACCCGUUGGGGACGUGCCCCUGAUGGGAUACGCCAAUUUGGAUCAGACGGCGGGGGGCAUCCACACCCGCCUCUACAGCCGGGCCUUCAUCGUGGACGACACGAGCAAGCGGGUGGUGUUCGUGAGCGCGGACAUAGGCAUGGUCUCCCAGAGGCUGAGGCUGGAGGUGUUGAGGGCGCUUCAGUCCAAAUACGGUAGCCUUUAUGGACAAGACAACGUGGUGCUGAGUGGCACUCACACCCACUCUGGCCUGGCUGGGUACUUCCAGUACACUCUCUUCAUGAUCACCAGCAAAGGCUACAUCAAGCCCUCCAUCCAGCCUAUUGUCAAUGGCAUUGUGAAGAGCAUAGACAUGGCCCAUAAGAAUCUAAAGCCAGGAAGGAUAUUUCUGAGUAAAGGGGAGCUUGAAGACAGCAACGUGAAUCGAAGUCCUCACUCUUACCUGAACAACCCCGCAGAGGAGAGGAACAGAUACAAAUCCAACACGGACAAACAAAUGGUGGUCCUGAAGUUCACGGACCUGGAUGGAGACGGUUUGGGAGUGCUCAGCUGGUUCGCUGUCCAUCCCGUCAGUAUGAACUAUACCAAUCGCAUGGUGAGUGCGGACAACCUGGGGUAUGCCUCCUACCUGUUUGAGCAAGAGAAGAACAUUGGCUCUUUACCUGGAGAGGGUCCAUUUGUGGCUGCCUUUGCCUCCAGUAACCUGGGAGACGUCUCCCCAAACACCAGAGGGCCGUACUGUGUGAACACUGGUGAAGCCUGUGACUAUGUCAACAGCUCCUGCCCCAUCGGAGGGACAAAAAUGUGUGUUGCCUUGGGACCGGGAAAUGACAUGUUUGAAAGCACCAGGAUCAUCGGAGAGAACGUUUUUAAGAAGGCAAAGGAGCUGUACGGGGGGCCGCAGCAGGAGGUGCAAGGGGUCCUCCAUGUGGCCCACCAGUGGGUGGACAUGACCAGUGUGACGGUCCAGCUCAACUCCACUCACACGGUGAAGACCUGUAAACCAGCUCUGGGCCACAGUUUUGCAGCAGGAACUAUAGACGGCGGGGGCGAUCUCAACUUCACACAGGGGGCGGUAGAGGGGGAUCCGUUCUGGGAUGACAUUCGGGACGCUCUGCUGGGAACGCCUUCCAAUGAGACGCAGGACUGCCACAGGCCCAAGCCCAUCCUCUUUAGCACGGGAGAGAUGAAGAAGCCCCUCCCGUGGCACCCCGACAUUGUGGACGUGCAGAUGAUCACCAUCGGAAACGUGGCCGUCGUCGCCAUCCCAGGAGAAGUGACCACCAUGUCAGGGAGAAGGAUAAGAGAAGCAGUGAAACAGGAACUGGAGGCCCGUGGUGACUUUGCCAACACAGAAGUGGUCAUUGCUGGACUGUGUAAUGUCUACACCCACUACAUCACCACCUAUGAGGAGUAUCAGAUCCAGCGCUACGAAGCAGCGUCCACCAUCUAUGGACCCCACACCCUCUCUGCUUACGUACAGCUCUACAGAGGCCUGGCCAGGGCCAUUGCUGGGGGUAGCGAGGGCGAGCUGCCGGCAGGUCCCGAGCCCCCCUUCUUCAACGAGAGCCAGCUCUUCACCCUGAUGCCUCUUGUCCCAGCGGACAAAAAGCCGGAGAACACCAGCUUCGGUGAAGUGCUGGAGCAAGUCCUGCCCCAGUACACGACGGGAGAAGUCGCCUCUGUAACGUUUGUCAGCGGGAAUCCCAGGAACUCUGGAGACAUGACUGAGAAGACUUUCGUCACAGUAGAAGAGUACCAUAACCAAUCACAGAAGUGGGAUAUAGUCCACACAGAUGCAUCUUGGGAGACAAGGUUCCACUGGAUAAAAGGGGGCGGGGCUCAGAGCAACGCCACCGUGGAGUGGCACAUCCCGUCCUCCGCCCGCCCUGGCACCUACAGGAUUCGCCACUUCGGACAUUUCAAGGAGAUAAAGCUCCUGAAGCCCGUGAUCACGGCCUACGAGGGGACGUCUGACACGUUUCGCGUCGUCUCCCCAAGGAUCGGCGCAGGAAGCAGCUCCUUUUCCUGGAUUUAAUGCAGCCAUUUUCUUCUGUGUGUUAGCUAUGUGGUGCAAAUACUCUCUAGUCCCUUGAAAUGUACAAACACUUGUCCCUGGGAUGGUACCAUAUAGGUACAUAACAUUGUACCCAUUAGCAGCAACACAUAAUUCAUUUGUACCAUUUGUGCUUGUAAAAGGUACUUAUUAGUACCCAAAUGGAACAUUAUUGCACUUUCCGGGUACAUUUGGGUGAUUUGUCCCUUAAAGAACGAAAAUGUACCUCUGCUGUUCCUUUAUUUUGGAGUGUAGGUUGUGAAACGGAAAGAUCCAGUGGUUCUGUGGUUCUGUUUCAUUUUUUAAAGUCAACCAUUGAGAGUAUGUGUUUGUAUUUAUUUUGAUGGCACACAUUUUUCAGUUGUAAAAGAAAGUAUUUUGCUUUAAUGAAAGCAUGUGCAGUAAUAUAUAAAUAUUAAAAGGUUAGAUUUUGUCUUUAUUCA
Anguilla anguilla (European eel) is the source of this 2871-nucleotide messenger RNA. It is a transcript of the gene asah2, whose product is annotated as N-acylsphingosine amidohydrolase 2. The coding region runs from base 164 to 2410 and encodes 748 amino acids. Gene Ontology annotation, cellular component: extracellular region. The record is from RefSeq and is a predicted model, not a curated record. Lineage: Eukaryota; Metazoa; Chordata; Actinopteri; Anguilliformes; Anguillidae. Gene Ontology annotation, molecular function: N-acylsphingosine amidohydrolase activity. Gene Ontology annotation, biological process: ceramide catabolic process; long-chain fatty acid biosynthetic process; sphingosine biosynthetic process. The transcript is spliced from 21 exons.